Molecule: messenger RNA, 546 nt
Organism: Dothidotthia symphoricarpi CBS 119687
Lineage: Eukaryota; Fungi; Ascomycota; Dothideomycetes; Pleosporales; Dothidotthiaceae
Product: ADP-ribosylation factor
Exons: 6
Coding region: 1-546 (181 amino acids)
Biological process (GO): protein folding
Cellular component (GO): cytoplasm; microtubule cytoskeleton
Molecular function (GO): GTPase activity; GTP binding
Source: RefSeq, a predicted model, not a curated record
AUGCUCUCGAUACUACGAAAAGCGCGUCUGAAGGACAAGGAGAUGCGGAUAUUGAUGUUGGGUCUGGACAAUGCAGGAAAGACGACCAUCGUGAAGAAGAUUAUGAACGAGGACGUGAACAGUGUUAGCCCGACGCUCGGAUUCAUCAUCAAGACGAUCGAGUAUGAUGGAUAUAAACUGAACAUAUGGGACGUCGGCGGGCAGAAGACGUUGCGGACCUACUGGAAGAACUACUUUGAGAAGACGGACACGCUCAUCUGGGUCGUCGACGCGACGGACGGCGAGCGGAUUGACGACUGCCGUCACGAGUUGGAGGGGCUAUUGCUGGAAGAGCGUCUCAUGGGGGCAAGUCUGCUCGUGUUCAAGAACAAGAGCGAUGUUCCCGGGGCCAUGAGCGAGGACGAGGUUCGCGAGGGACUCAGGCUCGACGCGAUCAAGACGCACAAAUGGACCAUCAUGGCGUGCAGUGCGAUGACGGGGGUGAAUCUGCACGAGGGGCUGCAAUGGGUGGUGCAGGACGCCAAAGCACGUCUCUUCUUGUAUUGA